Messenger RNA from Carassius auratus (goldfish), 1110 nucleotides. RefSeq names its product Kruppel like factor 6b (gene klf6b). Bases 146 to 904 code for a protein of 252 amino acids. Gene Ontology annotation, molecular function: DNA-binding transcription factor activity, RNA polymerase II-specific; RNA polymerase II cis-regulatory region sequence-specific DNA binding. The record is from RefSeq and is a predicted model, not a curated record. NCBI's taxonomy places the organism in Eukaryota, Metazoa, Chordata, Actinopteri, Cypriniformes, Cyprinidae. The transcript is spliced from 4 exons. Gene Ontology annotation, biological process: regulation of transcription by RNA polymerase II.
ACACUCAACGUGUUUCGCUUGUUUUGAAAUUGGAAGUUUGCAGCGCUUCUGUGCAGACGAGCGUCCGCUAAAGACAAACAAACUGUUGCCUCACGUCCGCGCGUGAGGACUCGGCGGGAAAGCGCCUUUUUCAGCUGGAAAGAAUAUGGAUGUUAUUCCCAUGUGUAGUAUUUUCCAGGAGCUACAGAGUGUCCUUGACACGGGAUACCUGUCCGCAGUACCAUCUCUAGAGGAGUACUGGCAGCAGACAUGUCUUGAGCUUGAGCGCUAUCUACAAAAUGAGCCCUAUGUCUCUGCAGCUGAUCUGACAUCAGUAUGUGAGUCUGACAAUCUGUGGAACCAGUUUCUGCGGUGCUGUGGGACUGAAUCGAACCAGUCCCCGACAGAAGCUUCCAUCCCCAAGCAGGACGGGAUUGCUACGGCUUCCCAUUCACUGUUCGGCAGCUGUAAGAAGAUCAUUGCGUCUGCUAAUGUGCUCACACACACACUGGAUCACAGCAGAUCUGAGCAGCAGCAUGCAAUCACACACACACCCCCAACGCCACCCUCCUCACCCUCAUUCCCUCUCAUGGAGGUUAAAGUAGAUACAGAAGGGGCAGGAAGGGGGGAGAUCACAGGUGAGGGGUCACCUGAAGGACGAAGGAGAGCUCAUCGCUGUUACUUCGAUGGCUGCAGGAAGGUGUACACCAAGAGCUCUCACCUGAAAGCACAUCAACGCACACACACCGGUGAGAAGCCGUACAUUUGUUCAUGGGACGGCUGUGAGUGGCGCUUCGCUCGAAGUGAUGAACUAACGAGGCACUUCAGAAAACACACCGGCGCAAAACCCUUCAAAUGCAGCCACUGUGACAGGUGUUUUUCUCGUUCUGAUCAUCUGGCGCUGCACAUGAAGCGACACAUCUGAAUGCAAAUCCCAAAGACUUGCACAGAAUCUCAAAGACCUGCACAGCUGGUUUUCUAUGUAUCCACUGAGUUUCAGUAUUGCAGAUUUUGCACACUCUUGGUAAACGCAUGCUUUCAGCUGAACAUGGGUAAUAGUGUUCAUUCCCAUGCUGGUGACUUUUGACUUGUUCAAUUCAAGUUAUAGCCUAGCUAUAAAGGGAUUGAAAA